Molecule: messenger RNA, 2202 nt
Organism: Achroia grisella
Lineage: Eukaryota; Metazoa; Arthropoda; Insecta; Lepidoptera; Pyralidae
Exons: 2
Coding region: 1-2133 (710 amino acids)
Source: RefSeq, a predicted model, not a curated record
AUGUCGUGUUUUCCAUUGAUAUUGCAGAUGUACCUUCUAUUCGCUGUCUGGGUCAUAUACAACUACCAAAUGGUGUCUGCCAGAAGCCAAUUGUUCACAGAUCUCGACCCAAUUGCACCACCCAGGAACACACCCCCAACCCUCAUCGAUCUUCACGAGCCAAGUUCAAAUCACUACAAAAACAAUUACAAUUUAUUCGGACCACCAGGUUUGUUUCAUAAUAAUCUAUUUGAUACGUAUAUGAAAGAUUUCAAUCAUAAACUAAUGAACUCUCCUAAUUUUGGAUCCAUAGACUUGUUUAAUCCGAAAGAAUUAGUGAAGCAAUUAAAUGAUCAAAAAGAAUCAUCAGAACAGAAACAAGACUUUAAGGAAAGACAAAUUGAUAACACACAUAAAGAUAAAGAUGAUGGUGUUGUAAUAAAAUUUGAAGAUCAAGCUCAACCUGGGUUACGAAGUGAUCCGUUAAAAAUUAAUUUGUUACCGAAAUCAACUACGACUACGGAGCUAUCUGUUCUUAAAACGAAUAAAAUAAACGAAUUUCCUAUAUCAGAGAAACCUGAAAUUUCUAACACCCUAGACGUCUCUAAUAGUUUGCAAAAUAAAAAUGCAAAUGAUAAUGUAGUAACAGACUCUAUAAUAUUUCCUGAUGAAAUUGAUGAAAUACGAUCGGGAAUCAAUAAAAUAUCUAAAAACGAUACCAGUAUGAACCAAACAUUACCAAUCAACGAGACAAUCAGCCACAAUGCUAAUUAUACCAAGAAUAGAGAGUCAGUAAUUCUUCCUGUUCAAGUAAUGACAUCGACGUCACCACUGAAUGGUAUUUUCCAGAACUCCAAUGGAAAUGUGCUUUUAGUUCCCACGGGAAAAAUAAAUAGUAAUCAAAUAUUAUCCAACGUUAAUGCAAAUAAUCAAAACGGGUUGCAGAUUCUAACCCCAGUAAAUUCACAACAAGGAGCUCUGUACACGAAUGCACUAGUUAAUUUACCACCGAAUACGCAACAAGCAACUAUAAUACCGCUGAAUAAUAAUGUUAAUGUUGGAAAUCAAGGUUAUAUGAUGUUGACAAAUAUUCCUAGUAAUCAAAACAUUCCAAGUUAUUUAUUACAACAACAAGGAGGACAGCCAAAUAUAAUAGACGGUAGCGGUCAUUCAAUAAAUGGUCAAGUUGGUACUAAUCAAUAUUCAACCCAAAGGCCUAUAGGACAGUUAACAAAUAUGUUAGUUAUCCCGAAUAAUGAGCUAAAUAAAAAUAUACAGGCUCCUGUACCAAAUGUACAACAGAAACCUUACUAUACACCGAAUAAUGCUGUACCAGAAAACAAUAAUCUUCACCAAAAUACAUCAACUGCAAGAAAUCAACAAAUUAUACCAAAUAAUGAAAAUGUUCCACAUAAUGCACCACAGGAUAAACUACUAACGAGCGUUAAUGAGCACGGGCAGAAUAACGGCAUUGCUAAAUCUUCAAAUCCUCAAAAUAUCGAAGUGCAGCAAAGAGACCAGAUAUCUACGCUUCCACCGAAACCAAUCGAUAAUAAUACAUUUAAUUCUAAACCUCCUGUAUUCCAAAAUCUUGGACAAUCAGUCACUCCACAUAGUCUUCCAAAUAACAAUCCCUUAAUCGCUAAUUUCAUUGACAAUAACACCCCUAAAACUUAUGCCAGUCCUCAAACUGCCGGACAAGUCAAUUCUGGAAGCAAUGUACCAAAUAAUUUGGGCAUUGUUAAUCAGGGUAAUACACAACCACUGCUUGUAUAUCUACAGCCAGGAAAUCAAUAUAAUGUCGGGAAUGAUCCUAACGCACAACAAUACCUUCUCAUAAACAUGGCUAACAGUAAUAUCAAUUCUCAAAAUCUUCCACAGGGCAGUGUAAUUUUGACUUCUCCAAAUGGCAACACAGUAAAUGCACAAGGUAAUAUUAUACCAGUAAGUCCUGUUCUGUUAAACAAUAAUGUAGCUGAUGGACAGAAUAAUUUAUAUACACGCGUAUAUAUACCUAAUACUCUUACAAAUACCCCAAAUUUCUAUUUAAAUAAUAUGCCCACUCUGAAUAGCGGUUAUCAACAACCUUAUAACGUACUGAAUUUAAAUGGAGGAUCUGAUUUAGGAGUAAGUUUGAAUAAGAGAAGAAAAUAAGCAAUUUACCAUUAAAUAACUUAGAUAUAAUUGAUGUAGAACGACAAAAAGUUUUGUAAAUACCUCAAA